Molecule: messenger RNA, 2258 nt
Organism: Pelodiscus sinensis (Chinese soft-shelled turtle)
Lineage: Eukaryota; Metazoa; Chordata; Testudines; Trionychidae
Source: RefSeq, a predicted model, not a curated record
GGGGUCUAUUUCACUCUGGAUGCGUCUGCAAGAGAUCAACGCUCAGAAGCAGAGACGUAGCAUCAUGAAGGAAAGCUCGGAUGGUCUCGUUCAAGUGUCAGCGGUCCCCGGCACGAAAAGCCAUUGUUUGUUAGCCGGGCGCCCGGAGGGGGUUUUACAGCCUGCCGAGGGGCUGGCAGAGGACGCGACGGAACCGACUCUGCUGGGAUGCAGGGCUCAAGAAGGCUGCCCGGAGGCAUCAGCACGGCUCUGCGAUCGCAUUUCCCUCCCCCCAGAGGCUCCGCAGCCCGCACAUUGGCUAGCUCGGGUCCCGCCGGGGGCGCCCCGCAAUCUGAGACGCCGUCGCAGCCGCGAGUGGGUUAAAGGAAAGCCAAUGGCUGUGGAGAGGCCGGAGCGGGCCUGCUCGCCUCGCCUGCCGACCUCCAUUAGAGACUCCAACAAUAACACCCCCCCCCACCCACACACAAAAUGGAUCCCUCCCUCCCGUUACGAGGGCACCUCGAAUUCCCAAGUGAUCCUGAGACAGAAACCAGCACCCCCCUCCCCGGCAGAUGACUAUAUCACUGUCAUUCCCAUUCAAGGUCCCAGAGACACGCUGUGGAAUUGUUUACCAGAAGUGCAAGUUUGAAGGAGACUCAGAAGAAGAGGUCGUUACUGAUUAAGCAACAGAGCGAAAAAAAACAAAUCCUCUAAUGACUGUGUUCAGACUGAAGACUGAAUAGGAACUGCACUGCCCACACGGCAAUUGACUCACAAGAUAAAAACUUCACAAGAGAUUCCAAAAAAGAUGCAGAGCAAGCAGCAAACAGGAAUGAUAACAGCAACAAAUUAGCCUCUGAUGUAUUGCUAAUAAAGUCAGUGGAAUUUCAUCAGAGUUGAAUUAAAUCUAGAAUCUCUUUUUGGCAACUCAAAAUAAAUAUCGCUAAUGUUCUUAGAAGAAACACCAAAAGAUCAAGAUCUCUCCUACUGAACUGACCUGAUGCACAUUGGUUGACACAUUGUUUUUAACCUUUAUAUUUAGGGGUGUCUUCUGAUGUCUCCCUUUUUUCUUCUUGUUUACAUUUCCCUUUACAACUACCCUCAAUGGCUCCAUGCCCUAGCAAUUCUCCCUCUGCCUGAAGUGGGAUGGACAUGGCUUACUCCAUGGCUUCUCAACACCAUUCUGUGUUGACCAGGGUGGGGGUUGUUCUAGACUGAUGCAUACACAGUGUCUCUCCACCCACUGGCCCAAGGGUUGAGCAAAGGCCAGUCCUCUUGGACUCUGUAACUGGGGUGGAGAGUGGCGUUAACCCCACUACUUUAUCCCUGGCCACCUUUUUUUACUCCACUUGUUUGAACAACUGCAGUAUGGUGUCUCACCUUUAGCCCAGAGAGUGUCUACUUUGUUUAACCACUGCACAAGUCACCUGGAAUGUAGUGCUACCAAGGGGCAAUACAUGUACUCUACCACUGCAGGUAAUUACAAUUUCCAGCCUCUUUUGUCUAAGCAAAGAAAUCUGCCUGUUGCUGACAAUGCAGUUGAACUCCAGUGUAUCCUGAACUUAGCUUAACUACAAGCCAAUAAAAGGGCAUUCCACAUUCAUUCCUGUAUGACUGUAGUUUCUGAAAGAACACUGAACGUGGUUUGUGCUUAUAUACAAAUUGUUAGAUCAGCAAUGGUUAACUUUCUCACUGCAGACAAAACUUUUCAGAGAGCCUAGUAACAAGAAUUCUUAUUUAGUUUGAUUCUUGUAUCUCCCGGUUUGCUGCCUAAUGUUGCUUCUUUUGCAUAUUUGCAUAGCUAUACCUGUUAGUAUGGCAUUCAUGACAAAGCAAUAGGUCUACAGCACUUCACAAACAGUACAUCCCCAUUUACAAGUACAGCUGAGAAGCAGUCUGUAAAGUGCCUGUUCUGUGAAGUUUGCGAUAUGAAACUAGUGAACUGGAGAAGAUUGCAGAACUGGGAUGAAAAUUUUAGGAGAGCCAGUUAAACAUUUCAGUAGAGCUUUGUCAGCAAUGCAGAGCUAUAUUUGAAUCAAAAGAAUAUAGUUUAAUGGAAAAAAUAGAAUACAGUUUUAUAUUCUGUUAACAUGAAUAAAUUCCCUUUAAUGUGUACCAUGUUACUGAUAAUGUUUCCAUUUCUCCAGUUAAUUUUUGGGUAGAGUUUCCCCACAUAUUGUUUAAAGAAAAGUAAACUCAUUUGUAGGUAUCAUACAGAUACAAUCAAAUUGUAAAACUUUUAUGGAAUAUUUUAAAUUCUAAGGGCAAUUUACUAACUA